AUUAGCCAAUAAAUUUAUUAAUUAAACGUUACGUGGAGUUAAUGAUUAAUAAUGACUUCCGUGUCAAUAGACAUUCCAGCAUUUUGUCGUAUAUCAGUAACUUAUGCCAGUUUAUUUUUAUAAAUACUGCGAUGUUGUGUAUUUGAUGCAAUAUUAGUAAAUAAUUAUUGAAAAGAAAUGAAUGAGGAAUGUAUAUAAGGAAAACGGCAAAAAAGAAGAAUGUACAAAGUAGAGAAGAAAUAAAUUUCAUUGAAUUUGUAGAGAUUAAUAAAAUUCAUUGGAAAUGAAGAAAUAUCUGUUUUGGUUCGCUCAUGAACACAUUGAUUUUCGAUUACCUGAAAUGGAAUCUAUUUUUUAUAUGUUCGGUAUGAAGUUACCUCCAAUUUCUAAAAGAAAUCAACCAUAUUGGAUAGUCGAUAUAUCGUCUGAAAAAACUGUACAUAAGAUAGCUAGUAGGGCAGUAUCUCUUCGAUUUUGUCUUGAACUUUGGGCAAAUGGAAGGAAUAAUGAAGAAUUGCAUAAUAAUUUAAAAACUUAUCCUUCAGAACAAAUUAAAUUGUACGCAGAUAAAGAAAAAUCUUUUAAAAUUAUUGUGGAAACAUUUUGUAAACAUUUUUCACAGUGUGAAAAGAUACAAAAAAUUGAAUCUUUCAGUUAUUUACCAUUGCAAGGACCUGUUAAAUUGAAGAAUCCAGAUACCACCUUAUAUUACAUAGAGUUCUAUGGCUUAGAUCCUAAUGAGAUUCCAGAUAAACCUUAUGAAUUAUUUUUUGGCAGAUGGAUUGCGCAUGGACAAAGAGAUUUGAUACAAAAAUUUUCUUUGAAAAGGAGAAAAUUUAUAGGUAAUACUUCGAUGGAUCCUCAACUAUCAUUGAUCAUGGCAAAUCAAGCUUUGAUUAAAACAGGAGAUAUUGUUCUUGACCCUUUCGUUGGUACCGGUUCUUUGUUAGUUGCUGCAUCUCAUUUUGGGGGCUAUACAUUAGGAACAGAUAUAGAUUUUUUGAUGCUUCAUGGACGUACGAGACCUACUCGUAUAAAACAAAAAAUCAGGGAAAAGGAUGAAAAUGUAGCUGCAAAUAUGGAACAGUAUGGGAGAAGUUCUUAUUAUAUUGAUGUAGUGAUAUCAGAUUUUUCUUAUCCUUUAUGGAAAUCAGAUAUGUUUAUAGAUGCUAUAAUUACUGAUCCACCUUACGGUAUAAGAGAAUCAACUGAACGUAUAGGAACAAUGAAAGCAAAUCCUGUGAUCGAAGAACAUCAAGUAUCAACUCAUAUUCCUUCCAAAGUCGAAUAUGGUUUACCACAAAUAUAUAAAGAUUUAUUAAACUUUGCAUCAAAACAUUUGAAAAUUACUGGUAGAUUAGUAUGCUGGUAUCCAAUAUUUAGAGAUCAAUAUUCCACGGAUCAGUUACCCAUACAUCCUUGUUUACGGUUAAUAGCCAAUUCAGAACAGGUUCUUAGUAAUUAUACAAGUCGUAGAUUAUUAACUUAUGAAAAAGUAAAAGAACCACAGGAAACCGAUGACAUAAACUCUAUAUGUUUAACCGAUUUCCGAGAAAAGUAUUUUGCAUUAAGAGAUGAAACGCGGAAAGAAAGAAGAAUGAAAAAAGCCAUAGAAAGAGCAAAGAAAAAAGAAGACUGGGAAAAAAGUAACGGUGAAAGUAUGGAGAGAUGACCAUACAAUGAUUUUUUAUGUAACAGAUUUUUCAGCUGAUAUUUUAUAGUAUCUGUGCUGUUAUUAUCAACAUAGUUUAAUUAUUUUUAUUGAAAAGCACAAAAUAUAUUUGUGUACUAUAUGUUAUUAA
Messenger RNA from Vespula pensylvanica (western yellowjacket), 1802 nucleotides. RefSeq names its product tRNA (guanine(10)-N2)-methyltransferase homolog. NCBI's taxonomy places the organism in Eukaryota, Metazoa, Arthropoda, Insecta, Hymenoptera, Vespidae. The transcript is spliced from 9 exons. Gene Ontology annotation, biological process: methylation. Gene Ontology annotation, cellular component: cytoplasm. Gene Ontology annotation, molecular function: nucleic acid binding. The coding region runs from base 284 to 1672 and encodes 462 amino acids. The record is from RefSeq and is a predicted model, not a curated record.